AAUUUAUAUUUCCUCGUCAUUAUUUAAUUAUAAUGCCCCUUCAAUUUCAGUCGUUUAUUUCGCGAUAAAUUCACAACGUGCCACUCAAAAUUUCGUCAGCGAUUGAGGUUAGAAAGCUUGCUUGACACACAAGAAUCUGUUCAAGCAACUCUGUUAAUUCUAAUUUAUUGUUACUCAUUAUUCUUCGGAUUCAAGUCUAUUUUGAAAUCACACAGAGAUCAAUCAUCAUGUGUUGCAAGUAUUGUCUUUUCCAAAACUCGAUUGUGUUAAAGUUUCAGUGAUAACCCCCUCUGUGUAUGUAGACUUCUCAACAUUCCAAACUUCCAGAAGUAAGCAUGGAUGUCAAAGCUGAUAUGUUCAAGGAACUUACGGACAUGUUCAUGUGCAGUUUUUGUGCCUUACGAUUCAUUGAUGAAAAGGAUGUAACGGUGUAUGAAAAGUGUAUCACAAAUCAGAGGACCGAAGGAGACGAAGAACCGCUCAAACGGAAGCAAGUCAAACAUAGCCCAUGCAUCUCCUGUCUUGGAUUUUUUCGUCCCUCCAUCUGUGAAGAAACAAUAACAAGGGUUUCAAGUUUCAUUCUAGACUCGGGACAUGACUCUGACACAUUCAAUGUGUCUUUAACAUUACCAGUUAGUUUUUUACUCAGGUCUUAUUCUCUUGCCUCUUUUGUGCGUCAGAGGUGGCCUGCACUUUGUUCAGCAAUUGAGUUUUGGCCCCCAAAUUCUGUGAAAAAUCUAUGGAAAGAUAUCAUUGCGCCCCAAAUAGCAAGCAGAGUCAAUCGGAAAUUUGAUCUGAAUUCCGAACUUGAUAUUAAAGUUAAAUUUGUUUAUGCAGAUGAUGAGAAAGAAUGCCUUUUUCUUUGCAGUAAAUUUUCGCAAGUUCGUAAAAAUAAUGAAAUAAGCCAAUCUGCUGUUGAUAAAAUAUUACGAGGUACUUAUAGACAAUGGCUUUUUGAAGACUACUUCCCUUCCCCACCGCCGGUGCCUAAUAAGUUCGUAGAGUUCCAGGACGUAUCAUUGCACCACUUCUCAGUUUACUGCGGUGGACGUUACAACAAAUGGUCACGGAAUUUGUCUCAAACACCAUGGCUCAUUAAAGGAAAAAGAAAGACGGAAAGCUCAGUGGAAGAAUUAAUAACUGAUUUGGUAAGAAAAGCCUUUAAAGCUACCAAAACUAUGUUCGGAUCCUCCGGACGAGAGGAUGUGGAUGUGAGGUGUUUGGGGCGUGGUAGACCUUUUUACAUAGAACUGAUCAAUCCACAAGUCACCAAACUGACAAAAGAGCAACUGAGUGCCCUUCAAGAAGAAAUUAACACCCUCGGGCGAGAACUAAUUAGGAUUCAUCACCUUCAGUUGAUUGAUAAAUCAAAUUUAGCCCUUAUUAAAGAUAAUGAAGAGAAAAAGAAGUCUUACUGUGCAUAUUGUGUUGUUUGGGGACCAAUGCCUGAUUUAAAACACCUAAGUUCUUUAACACCUUUUGACUUGGAGCAGAAAACACCUCUACGAGUUUUGCAUCGCAGACCUCUGUUGACAAGGUUACGCACUGUUUAUGAGCUGUGUGGUAUCCCUGGAAAAGAAACUUUGCCGGAUGGACCCUCUUUUUUUAAAAUAAACAUAACAACUCAAGCAGGCACUUACAUUAAAGAAUUUGUUCAUAGUGACUUUGGUCGCACAAAACCAAGUCUCGGACAUUUCUUAGGUGGUAUCAAAGUUUCCAUUCUAGCAUUGGAUGUGAUUGAUAUUUGUCUCGAUUGGCCACCCGCAGAAUCGUAGAAGGUCGUUUAUUUUUUUUUAAAUUUUACAAAUAUUGAGAGCCUUGCCAUAUUACUUUCUUGUAGUAUAAACAGUCCUAGUAAAAUCUAGUGCGAAUUAAGCGGGUCAUUUUUCAUCGAGGAUAUUGAAUCAGCUGUGAAUCUUAAAUGAAUUUUGUGUUAUUCAUAAUGUCAUUUGGCUGUCUCAAUUUUACUGAAUUAAAUCUCCUAAUGUAAUCAGAAUAGUUUCGGACACAGCAACCUGAACCAUAGUCUACGACAUAAAAAGUCAAGGCUGAGGGAUGGAGUUAGUUACUAGCUUGGAGUAUUGUUUAAGGGUUGAUACUCGCAUAUAUUGGUACAUUCAAAAGUUCCAGAUUCGCAAAACCAAUCAACCCUUGAGCAAUAGGUCGAACUGCUCUCCUGACUUUGGCUUUUAGCCGCCUUCUUUCGUGUUGCACACCUCUUUUUAAACUGCUUGGUGUUGCUUUAAUUUAAGACGUGAAUCUUUAAUGGCAAAUUAUAUUUGCAUCAUGUCAACUUUCAUUUCAAAGGCUGUCAGGUAUAUGAGAGCAAGUCAGCAAGCACUUUCAGAGAAAACUUAGUAAGUGCCAUUAAAGUCUUUCGUUUUCCGUUGUUUAGAACUGAAGUGUUCAGUUGAAAAUUAUGUGAGUACUAUUUUUAGGGAUUUUUUAUAUGCAGUUAAUUAUUUUUCCUCUCAGUAAAAAUUGGUUGAUAUAAUUUUCAGCCCUUUUCAUUUAUAAUGAUUGACAGCUCAACAAAUUAAUAAAAGGAUCAUCAGAAACUCAUUUAAUAUUGUUUCUGCAAUAAAAUAUGUUUGUAUUUAAAUGCUAAGAAUUUAUCUUGUGUCUUGUAAAUACAUUUUUCAACGUGAAAAUGUGAAAAGUUUUCAAACUUUUUCAUAGUUCUUGUGUGUAAUACCCACCUACCACAAUGUAAAUUAUGAUCUAUUAAAAAGCAACAUGUAUUGGAAACUGAGCAUUAUGGGUAGUCCAGUCCAGUGCGUCUUGUAAACCAUGAGGAAAGAAUGUCGAAAACUUAAUAAAUAAAAAAAUGUCUUGUUAA
Messenger RNA from Bemisia tabaci, 2839 nucleotides. It is a transcript of the gene Pus10, whose product is annotated as Pseudouridine synthase 10. Gene Ontology annotation, molecular function: RNA binding; pseudouridine synthase activity. Gene Ontology annotation, biological process: tRNA pseudouridine synthesis. The record is from RefSeq and is a predicted model, not a curated record. NCBI's taxonomy places the organism in Eukaryota, Metazoa, Arthropoda, Insecta, Hemiptera, Aleyrodidae.